Messenger RNA from Parnassius apollo (apollo), 876 nucleotides. The record is from the annotation of a GenBank genome assembly. Lineage: Eukaryota; Metazoa; Arthropoda; Insecta; Lepidoptera; Papilionidae.
AUGAGGUACCUUGAAGAUCACCAGCUGAUUAGUGACCGCCAAUACGGUUUUCGCCGUGGUCGGUCAGCUGGUGAUCUUCUGGUCUACCUAACUCACAGAUGGGCGGAGGCAGUAGAGUUCAAGGGGGAGGCAUUGGCCGUUAGUUUGGACAUUGCGAAGGCCUUCGAUUGGGUUUGGCACAAAGCGCUUCUUUCGAAGCUCCCUUCCUAUGGGCUUCCCGAGAAAUUGUGCGAUUGGAUCACCAACUUUCUUGCAGAUCGGAGCAUCAAGGUCGUUGUAGACGGUGCAAGCUCCGAUUGCAAGCCUAUUAAUGCUGGUGUUCCACAGGGCUGCGUGCUAUCGCCAACGCUGUUUCUUCUGCAUAUCAAUGACAUGUUGCAUACCCGUAACAUUCAUUGCUAUGCAGAUGACAGCACUGGUGAUGCUCUUUACACCGGCCGAGCCAAUAUUUCUCGGGAAAACGUCUCCGAGUGCCGGGACAAACUUGUGUCUGAAGUCGAGUCUCUGCUGGACAGAGUCUCGGAUUGGGGGCGACUGAAUCUAGUCCAGUUUAACCCCCAGAAGACACAAGUUUGCGCGUUAACCGCUAAAAAGAACCCCUUUGACGUAUCCCCUCAGUUUCAAGGCACUCCCCUUGUUGCCUCAGCCAGUAUCGGAAUCCUCGGCGUCGACAUAUCGAGUGACGUGCAGUUUCGUGGUCACUUGGAAGGGAAGGCCAAAUUGGCCUCUAAAAAGCUUGGCAUGCUCAGCAGAGCGGGACAGUAUUUCAUGCCGGCACACCGCCUGCAACUUUACAAGGCGCAGGUUCGGCCGCACAUGGAAUACUGUUCCCAUCUCUGGGCUGGGGCUCCCCCAGUACCAGCUUCUUUCACUUGA